CUCCGCAUAUCUACUAUGGCUACUGAAGUCGCACUCGACACUACAAUCGGCACUGUUGUUGUCGAACUCUACAACGACCAUGCGCCAAAGACAUGCAAGAACUUCUCAACCCUGGCCCAGCGCGGCUACUUCAACGGCCUCAUAUUCCACCGCAUAAUACCAAACUUUAUGAUUCAAGGUGGCGAUCCUACAGGUACUGGCCGAGGCGGUGAAUCCAUUUAUGGCGAAAAAUUCGAAGACGAGAUAUCUCCGCAACUCAAACAUACUGGAGCUGGCAUCCUUAGCAUGGCCAAUUCAGGCCCUAACACAAACGGGUCUCAAUUCUUCAUUACCCUCGCACCCACACCAUGGUUGGACGGCAAGCACACCAUCUUUGGCAGGGUCAAGAGCGGCAUGCAGGUUGUAAAGAAGCUUGGUUUGGUCAAAACAGACAAAGAGGAUCGCCCCGUAGAAGAAGUCAAGAUUGUUAGGGCAUACCUCCCAGAUGAUAACGCUCAAGCGUUACAACGCUAUUAGUGUGCGACAAAAGAUAAAUUGGUUUAACUCUCGCACAAAAGCCUCAUGUUCGCGAUGUCAAUAGUGUUCUGGUGUGAGUUUGAAACUUCCAUGUUGCAGAAUAGACACUCAUACGCUCAGCUAGUUCAAAGCGCCGUUCGGGUGGAUCAACACCUUGGUAUA
Molecule: messenger RNA, 678 nt
Organism: Bipolaris maydis ATCC 48331
Lineage: Eukaryota; Fungi; Ascomycota; Dothideomycetes; Pleosporales; Pleosporaceae
Product: cyclophilin-like domain-containing protein
Biological process (GO): protein peptidyl-prolyl isomerization; protein folding
Cellular component (GO): catalytic step 2 spliceosome
Molecular function (GO): peptidyl-prolyl cis-trans isomerase activity
Source: RefSeq, a predicted model, not a curated record